UCCUUCUACACUUGGAAAGAGAUGUCGAAUUCUAGGAUGAAUGGUGUUGAGAAGUUAAGCAGCACAUCUACAAGGCGUGUCGCAAAUCCCGGGAAGGCAACAGUGCUUGCUCUUGGCAAAGCCUUCCCAAGCCAAGUCGUUCCUCAGGAGAAUCUAGUGGAAGGAUUUCUACGAGACACCAAAUGUGAUGAUGCCUUUAUCAAAGAGAAGCUGGAACACUUGUGCAAAACCACAACCGUGAAGACACGCUAUACGGUAUUGUCGCGAGAGAUAUUGGAUAAAUACCCUGAGCUAACAACAGAGGGUUCACCAACAAUCAAGCAAAGACUUGAAAUUGCAAACGAGGCGGUUGUGGAAAUGGCAUUGGAAGCCAGUUUAGGUUGCAUCAAGGAAUGGGGAAGGCCAGUGGAAGACAUCACUCACAUCGUCUACGUUUCCUCGAGCGAGAUCCGAUUACCUGGUGGUGACCUCUACCUCUCAGCAAAGCUAGGCCUAAAGAAUGACGUAAACAGAGUGAUGCUGUAUUUUCUGGGAUGCUACGGAGGUGUGACUGGCCUCCGUGUGGCCAAAGACAUUGCUGAGAACAACCCGGGAAGCCGUGUUCUGCUCACAACCUCUGAAACCACCAUUCUCGGGUUUCGCCCACCAAACAAAGCUCGUCCUUACGAUUUAGUUGGAGCUGCCCUGUUUGGAGAUGGUGCAGCUGCUGUGAUCAUCGGAGCUGACCCGAAAGAGUGUGAAGCUCCUUUCAUGGAGCUGCACUAUGCUGUUCAGCAGUUCUUGCCAGGGACACAGAACGUGAUCGACGGGAGGUUGACAGAGGAAGGCAUAAACUUCAAGCUAGGAAGAGACCUCCCGCAGAAGAUAGAGGAGAACAUAGAAGAGUUCUGCAAGAAGCUGAUGGGAAAGGCAGGUGAUGAGUCGAUGGAGUUCAAUGACAUGUUCUGGGCUGUUCAUCCAGGAGGACCUGCGAUUCUGAACCGUCUGGAGACAAAACUAAAGCUGGAGAGAGAGAAGCUGGAGAGCAGCAGAAGGGCGUUGGUGGAUUACGGGAACGUGAGCAGCAACACGAUACUGUAUGUGAUGGAGUAUAUGAGAGAUGAGCUGAAGAAGAAAGGCGAGGCCGCACAAGAGUGGGGACUUGGCUUAGCUUUUGGACCUGGAAUCACCUUCGAAGGCCUUCUCAUCCGCAGCCUCACCUCUCCCUAAUUAAGUGUCACGAGGAAAAAGAAGAGAAAAAAAUAUAUGUAAUUUUACAUUACAUUUGGGUUAUACAAAAACUUAUUGUAAGCAUGAAAUGAGUAUUCAGUAUUGUUAAAACAA
Molecule: messenger RNA, 1323 nt
Organism: Capsella rubella
Lineage: Eukaryota; Viridiplantae; Streptophyta; Magnoliopsida; Brassicales; Brassicaceae
Product: type III polyketide synthase A
Exons: 2
Coding region: 22-1209 (395 amino acids)
Biological process (GO): polyketide biosynthetic process
Molecular function (GO): acyltransferase activity, transferring groups other than amino-acyl groups
Source: RefSeq, a predicted model, not a curated record